UCACGCCUUUUAUACGAAACGGUGAGCAAUACCAAAAUCGAACGAUCGAUUUGCUAAACGAUAUGCAUUACAUUGCUGAAUAUUCUACUAAAGUUUCGACUGACCGACCGACCAGUUACAGUCAAAUUUUGUGGAGGGGGUUAUUCCCCCGUGUAUAUGAUUCCCCAUACACCUUCACGAGUUGCACUUUAAACUGGAUUAAUGAUAAGUGCUCCGGUUUGACAACAAAUAUCAAUAGAAGUAUGAUAAAAUGUACCCGUGAUAUAUACACACUUGGUGCUAAUAAACAAUUGGAGGUGAUAUACGAGGAUUAAUGUCACAAACGGAAAUAAGUGCUCAUACAAAACCAGUAACUCAAAUAUAAGCUAUAAUUCCGACACACAGAAUACGUAUACGUUGAGGCAGAAAGGGGAAGGUUGCAUGAAGAUGUGGAGUCUAAAGAUAGUCACGUUGAUUGCAGUGUUGGGCUUGGUUCAAUGUUCAAAGCUGUAUAACCUGGGCGGUCGACAGAUGCAUAUUACAUGCUACAAUGAACAAACAAAUCAUGUCAGGGCUUUCACCGUCAAUAACGGAGCUUGGGUGCAAGCAGAAGCUGGUGUUAAUUGCCCGUAUACAACAUGGGGUUGGUCACGUUUGAGCAAUUGUCCUAUCACGUGCAGUUGGUUCAUCUCCCGUGCUCUAGCAGAUAGCUUGAAAGCAAAGAUAUCUGCUUUGGCGUCGUUCGAGAGCUGCAAACGCGUCGGCGCCUGUUGUCGCGGGUGGGGUAGUGUCGCUUGUAUAGGACUUGAGAACAAUCACAAGAAAGCAAUCGCCAGUUCCAAGGCCAAUGCAGUAGCUUCCGGUACAAUGAACAGAAUGGGUGUCGUGAUGGGGUACUUCUGUCCGGGACAAAUUGUCGUAAAGGGUUCUUUGGGAGGAAAUGAUAAGCCAGCUAUUUGUACACCAAAUGGCUGUAGCGGUCCAAGUGGCACCAAGUCUGCAAGCGGAGGAGUAGCAGUCACGACAACGUUCAGGAAUACGCAUCCCCGAUCUGUCCUGCUUAUGUGGAUCACAUUUAGCGGAACUGUUGAGCCGAGUAAAGGUUGGCGAUUGGCUCCGGGUGGCACUGUUAGGAUUAACACAAAUACCGUUCAUCCAUUCGUGGCCAAGAUUGACGGAACCAAUGAGUGGGUUAGAAUAGCAGGCCAGUGCAAAUAUUACCCCAAAGCAGGAAGUGUCGACAUUGCUCAUUAAACUCAAUGUCUCGUUGUUUGAACUAUGAUGAACUUUAAAGACGGUUUAUAUUACUCAAUAUAUAUAUCUUUUAUUGACUCUUUAGAUGUCAUAUCAUGACAUAUUAGUCAGUAAGGUAGAGCAGUUCUUCCCAUUGUCGAGUUGAAGAACUGGUAUCUUUAUCCUGGCUAGAAUAGACAAUUCUAGCCAGCGUCAGCCUUUUAUCGAGUUAGCAGCACUCUAGUAAUCGCCGGUAUAGGUCAGUAGUCAUAGGUCAAAGAAAAAUCACAAGAAGUGCUGUGACCUUGGUUUGAACCCAAGACCUCUACUUUUCAGCCUGAAGCCAGACUUCCUACUUUUCAGACCAAUGCCUUAACCACUAGGCCAACCCGGCGA
This is a messenger RNA of Owenia fusiformis, 1608 nucleotides long. NCBI's taxonomy places the organism in Eukaryota, Metazoa, Annelida, Polychaeta, Sabellida, Oweniidae. The record is from the annotation of a GenBank genome assembly.